Varanus komodoensis (Komodo dragon) is the source of this 1896-nucleotide messenger RNA. RefSeq names its product glucosamine-6-phosphate deaminase 1 (gene GNPDA1). NCBI's taxonomy places the organism in Eukaryota, Metazoa, Chordata, Lepidosauria, Squamata, Varanidae. Gene Ontology annotation, molecular function: identical protein binding; glucosamine-6-phosphate deaminase activity. The coding region runs from base 555 to 1463 and encodes 302 amino acids. The record is from RefSeq and is a predicted model, not a curated record. Gene Ontology annotation, biological process: N-acetylglucosamine catabolic process; N-acetylneuraminate catabolic process; D-glucosamine catabolic process. Gene Ontology annotation, cellular component: cytoplasm. The transcript has 6 exons.
UUCUAUCUAAGCAUGACUUGUUUCUCAGUAGCUCUUGAAUGCAGAAUGUACCUAAGCUGAAAAACUAUUCAGUUAAGGAGUAUAUUAUUGUUUCUCUUGCUGUUAGCAGACCUAACCUCUUAUCAAUCAUUCUCCAUUCUGGUUUGCAAUCCAUUAAUCAAAUAUUUGUUUCAAACUUACAGGUUAAGAUGAAACUCAUCAUUUUAGAGAAUUAUGCUCAGGCCAGUGAAUGGGCUGCAAAGUACAUUAGGAAUCGAAUCAUUCAGUUUAAUCCAGGUCCAAGCAAAUAUUUUACCCUUGGGCUUCCCACUGGUAAGUUACAGGAGGGGUGCGUGCAUCAGGGGGUGCUUUGUGAUUGGUAGGGCAGCAACUUCAGGGUCUUCUUACACAAACGCCAUGCUAUAAAUAUAAUCAAGGCAUCAAACUCUUUUGUGGGUGUUUGCUACAAAUUAUUGGCAAGCAAAAAUGUAUGCUGCAUAAAGCAUAAUGAAAAUACUUCAUGUAGUAGUACUUGAGCAGCUUGUAAGUUUAUAACUUGUUUGCUUGACUGUUGGAUGAAUGCAUCACAGCUUGCAUGUGCCACACUCAUUAUUCCCAGAUUGACUGAGCCUGUAGGAUGCCGAGGCUGCUUUUGGUGGACUGGUUUCUUUUUUUGGAAGACCCAGUUUCUGAAUGCAUUGUCCACAUUAUUGCGAGAGAAGUCACAGUACCGUGAUACAGGAAGUACUCCUUUAGGAUGUUACAAAAAACUAAUAGAAUAUUACAUGAAUGGAGACCUCUCUUUCAAAUAUGUGAAAACCUUCAAUAUGGAUGAAUAUGUGGGCCUUCCGAGAGAUCAUCCAGAGAGCUAUCAUUCCUUCAUGUGGAACAAUUUCUUCAAGCACAUUGACAUCUCCCCUGAAAACACCCACAUUCUUGAUGGGAACGCUGCUGAUCUUCAAGCAGAAUGUGAAGCUUUUGAAGACAAAAUCAGAGCAGCUGGAGGGAUUGAGCUCUUUGUUGGAGGUAUCGGCCCAGAUGGUCAUAUUGCUUUCAAUGAGCCAGGCUCAAGCUUGGUAUCCAGAACUAGAGUGAAGACCUUGGCUAUGGACACAAUAUUGGCUAAUGCCAGAUUCUUUGAUGGAGACCUCUCCAAAGUGCCCACAAUGGCUCUUACUGUUGGAGUGGGUACAGUCAUGGAUGCCAGAGAGGUUAUGAUCCUGAUCACAGGCGCCCAUAAAGCAUUUGCUUUGUACAAAGCUAUUGAGGAAGGAGUAAACCACAUGUGGACAGUUUCUGCCUUUCAGCAACACCCACGUACUGUCUUUGUGUGUGAUGAGGAUGCCACACUGGAGCUUAAAGUAAAAACAGUGAAAUACUUUCAAGGUUUGAUGCUUGUUCACAACAAACUUGUGGAUCCACUUUACAGUAUUAAAGAAAUAGGGGCAGAAAAAAGCCCAUCAAAGAAGCCAUACAGUGACUAGUCUGUUAGGAUGCUGAAUAACUGGCUAAGAAGAUUGUUCUGUUAAACUGUUUGUGCAAAGCAUCCUUUCCUCUUCUCUUGAUACAAGUCUACAGCGAAACACAUUCUUGGAUUCAGUCACAGGAAAAAAAUCUCUCCUGCUCCCACCAAGAGGUAGUAGCAUUGGAUGCAACUACAACAGGCAUUCUCCACCAGCAAAGCACACCCAUGACACAGUCCAUCACUGUGUUAAGCACCAAGACCAAAUGUGAAAAUUGAGGCUGUCUGUUCUCCUGCCAAAUCAAAGUAUGUAUUUAAGUUCAUCAUCCUGGUAACCUGUAACAUGAUCUAGAUUUGAGCAACAAAUUAUGUAUUAUCAGGAAUGGAAUCUGUACAAUGUGAAGCAUUUGCUACUUAGUUUUUACAUUAAAGGCAUUAAUACAUGUCUUCCAAAA